CGAAUGGAUUCAUCUCUUGGCUUCACGCUCGCAGGAUAAUGGGACUAACAUUGGGUGGGAGGGGGGCGGUGACGGAGUAGGAAACGUGUACUUAUGAGCAGUGCAUGUUCUCGCCGCCGCUGACCAAACUCCGCGCACUCCGCCGCGACCGGCGCUGCCUCUGUGGGUCGAGUGACGCUGACGCAGCCUCCGCGGUUUCCAUCGUCGGUACCGCUUCCCCUUCCCACAGCGCGGACGCGGCGGCGGCGGCGGCGGUGGGUACGGCUCGCCGGAGCAGCCCCGGCCUGCUCGGUCUCCUGGGGCGGCUGGCCCGCUCCGACUGCCUGCGGCGCGCGGCCGAGAACCCGCUGGUGCGUCGCACGGUGGCCGGCGUCUCCAACACGCCGCUGGCGCUCACCGUGGCCGUGCACCGCUGCUGGGGCACGCUGGCGCUCAACGUCCCGCCGCCGCCUUCCGACAGAAUCUGGUACGGGUUCCGCGAGCCUCCCCACCUGGGGCUCAGAGUUCAUCCCAAACUGGGGGAGCGGCACGUGACGCUGGCUCACAUCACGGACUGGAUCGAGAAAAAGCUGGAAGUGGAGUUUGAGAACAAUUUUGUAAUUCCCAACAUGGAUGACCUUCAAAUUCCCAUGAUGCACCCUGCUACAGAUGCGCUGCACUCGCUGGAGUCGUCUUCACUUCCCAGGCCGCCCUGGGGGACCCCGUCAGAAUUCCCAUAAACCCCCGUGGAGCUUCCCGUGAACUCCUCUCACACAACAACAACAAUGCUUACGCAAGGGUAGCCGCCUCCUAGGUACAAAAAAACCGGGACAUUACGGAAAGAAGAAGAUGAUCUCACAAUGCCGGACGAAGGGAGAACUACAUGUUAAAACGUCGUCUCGAGUCGUGGAUUAUUUAUACAACUGACAAAAAUUGGGACCUUUAAUGUCCAGGAAAAAUUGGCAGAUUUUCAGAUUUCUCAGGACGGCUCGUGUAAAAAGAAGACGACGAUCCUGGGUCAACCAAGACGGGUGGCAGCCGAGGCUCCCGUAGUACUCAAGACCACGUUGCAUUGUGAUGCCUCCUCCUCCUCCUCUAAUGGACUGCUUCCUGGGCCUGAGCGGUGGCACUGAGGCAUCAGCUGCCACUGGACACUUCCUUUUCAGUGCAAUGUGCAUCCAUCCUGCCCAGGAGAGGGGGGGGGGGUCGUUUUGAUGACUGCAGGACGGCAUGCGCGGGUUUAUUCUUUUUAUAUUUACAAGCCGCUGUGCGCUGGCCGUAAGAGUCGACGGAGAGCCUCGGGUUGCUGGGAUGGGAAAGUGCGUGGAUGGAAGCAGAGUGCGGCGAGAGGGCGAGAGGUAGGCAGGGGCUGAGUCCGCGAAGUAUCUUGGAGACGCCGAGUGAGACCUCAAACAGAGAGAGCUCUUUGCGGCUCAUUUCCCAAACAACAAAAAAACCCGUGCUACCUCCGAGAGAGACCGUGGGCUGUAUCAGCCUCCGAGAAGGCCGCGGACGAACAAGAAGCAGGGAGACUCAUCGGACAAGGGGGGUUGGAGAGGCGGGUGGGAGGGUGCGGAAAUUCCCGGCCCUCUCCCGUUAAAGACUCACGCGCUAAACAUAGCCGUUGGGUUGACGGCAGACGUUUAUUUAGUUCCCAGGAGCGGGUUUACAUGGCCUGAUCGCAGACCAAGUUCACAGUUUAGAUUCGGCCGCGCUCUCUUCUUGCUUGAUCAGGUCCUUUUUCAGCGGGCCCUAAUAAAAUGACAAAACGAA
Messenger RNA from Petromyzon marinus (sea lamprey), 1752 nucleotides. Its product is annotated as testis-expressed protein 2-like. Gene Ontology annotation, molecular function: lipid binding. The record is from RefSeq and is a predicted model, not a curated record. NCBI's taxonomy places the organism in Eukaryota, Metazoa, Chordata, Hyperoartia, Petromyzontiformes, Petromyzontidae. Gene Ontology annotation, cellular component: endoplasmic reticulum.